ACAGUCAGGCAUCGGCGUUCAAAUGCGUAAUACGUAUUUCAAACAAUAUUUCUUUUCUUUAAUUUCAGUUGAUUUAAUUUGAGACUUGAAGAUUUUUGAAGGAUUAAUAUGAGUUUUUCUCUGGGAAUUAAAAAUCCCGCUUGGGAUUUGAGCAAGAGUGCAUUUCCCGAGUUAGACAGUUUGCCACUGAUGCAGAACCCUGGACCAGUGCUCAUGAUAUUGGCCGGUUAUCUGUUGUUGGUAUUAAAAAUAGGACCAGCAUUCAUGAGAAAGAGGGAAGCAUACAAACUGACGGGUGUUUUAGCAUUCUAUAAUGCUUUCCAAGUUCUAUUGUCCGUCUAUUUAUUUCUAAAGUAUUUCUUUGCGCUAGUGGAAUUCGGAUUAGUACCUAAGACAUGUUAUAUGGCACAAGAAAGCGCGCGUAAAAAGAUACUUCUUUAUAUAUGGUUGUACUUCGCUGCGAAGUUGUCUGAGCUUCUGGACACAGUGUUCUUCGUUCUACGCAAGAAAGACAAGCAAGUGACCUUCCUCCACCUGUACCACCACUCGAUCAUGAUGAUCGGCACCUGGUUAAUCCUCAAGUACUCGCCGUCACAAACGCUGAUAUUCAUCGGCGCUACCAACUCGUUGGUGCACGUGGUCAUGUAUACCUAUUACGGAUUGGCAGUUUUUGGUCCUAAAUUUGAAAAAUAUUUGAAAUGGAAGAAGUACAUCACCACAAUGCAACUUGUCCAGUUUGUAUCCAUUAUAUUUCAGUACCUGUUGAGCGUGAAGUAUUGCGACUGCCCUCCAUCUAAAGGACUUGUAACAUGCAUCGCUCUCAAUACCAUGUUUUUCUUCGUGCUUUUCCUCAAUUUUUAUAGAAAAAGCUACAAGAAAAGCAAACCAAAUGACAAGGCGAAUACUCAAAACGUGAUUACAGAAGAACUAAAAGGAGAACAUGAAAAAGUGAAUUAGACAAUUUUUUAGACAAAUAGACAUGUCCCAUCAUAACCAAUAAUGCGGCAGCGAAAUAUUCCUUUGAAGAAGCUAAACAAAGCAAUAUACUUUCGUUGUUAGAAUAAAUUUAAUACACUCACUAAAAAGCAAUUUAUGAAAAUUGUACAGUUGCACAUAGAAAUCUGUUCAUGUCAUUCCAAUGUUUCUUUACGUUCAGUUGCUGCUACACUAUGCUUAUUAGUAAAGUUUUAACUGUGUAUAUCUUUUAUAACCUUUAUCAUUUUUGAUAAUUAGUUCAAUUCCGAAAAUUUCGCCUAGUCCAAGUUAAUUUAUCGUAGGUAAUACCUAAUAGGUGCAGUAGAACAUCUAUUUACGCAGAAGUUUGACUUUUAAAAGGCGUGGAAUUUUGUUUUUGUUGCUCCGCGUGCAAUCUUUCAUGUGAUGCCCGCAGCAUAGUGAGAAGAGUCUUGUUUCGAGGGAUAUGAUGAAAUUUCGCCCCUUUACUUAACUCUUUCCUCUGUCAACCAUUAACCGAUCAAUAUGGUUCGUGAUCAUCACAUCAACGUUGCGAUUGAUGAAUAUCAAAUUAUCUGGAUCCAUUUCAAUCUGACAUCAAUCAACCCAAUACAGAAUCAAGCUGACACUAAUAUGAUCAAGACGACGAAUUGAUUUGUAAUGGCGCGAUAUCACAGUACCAUUCGUGGUGUUAAUAAAUUUGGAAUUAUACAUAGUUUAUUAAAAUUAUCGCUGUAAAGGGCAUUCGUUUAUAAAUAUUGUGGUUGAUAUGUUUUUCAUUGUUAAAGUUAUCGCACAUCUGAGCCGAAAUAAAGGAAUCAAAGAAUUCUCUGUAUUCAUACAUUUAUGAACCAUCGCGCAUUAUAUGCGCAGUAUCUCAGAAUUCUGAUAUCACCUGUCGCUAAUUUAUAGGGUGUAAAGAAAAUUCGUUUCGAUGUGCGAUCACCAUAAUUAGGCGGUUGUGGUAUCGUCGCUGUUUGUAGAUUCUACUUGCCAAAUUAUAGCUUUAUAAUAAAUUAUGAAAGUUAUGUUUUUAUUGUACAAAUGUAAGAUUUUAAUGUUUAAUAUUUGAAUUCAGUAAAUAGGUAUUGUAAUAUAGGCUAUAAUAUAGGCUCUUAUGGCUCCGAGGGUAUAGUAUGUCAUCUUUAUUUAUAAUCUAAUUAAAUAAAAGUUGGAGUAUCUUAUAAUUGCCACAUUUUGAAUUCGGUAAAGUUUGUCUAAUAGGCUCUUUAUUUGCAACGAUAAUAUCUUUCAAUUUUAUUUCAAAUUCAAAUUUAUUUGUCCAAGUUAAUUUCUUUAUUACUAAAUAUUUGAAUUAAUUUGAUGUAUUUUAAGCAAGGCCCUUCUAUGUUCCAAUGUUUUUCCAAUUCCAAUUCCAAUUUACAAUUAUAAUUUGCAAUCAUAUUGAUUGUACGAUACUCUAUAUUUUUCUCUUUAUUAUUAUGUUAUUACAUUU
Molecule: messenger RNA, 2410 nt
Organism: Diatraea saccharalis (sugarcane borer)
Lineage: Eukaryota; Metazoa; Arthropoda; Insecta; Lepidoptera; Crambidae
Source: the annotation of a GenBank genome assembly